Molecule: messenger RNA, 738 nt
Organism: Saccostrea echinata
Lineage: Eukaryota; Metazoa; Mollusca; Bivalvia; Ostreida; Ostreidae
Product: tigger transposable element-derived protein 6-like
Exons: 1
Coding region: 1-738 (245 amino acids)
Cellular component (GO): nucleus
Molecular function (GO): DNA binding
Source: RefSeq, a predicted model, not a curated record
AUGACAUCGGAGCUGUUCCAAGACUGGAUUAAAGACUUUGACAGACAAAUGAGACUCAGCAACAGGAAGGUGAUUCUUUUAGUGGACAAUGCCGCCAGCCAUAAUCAAGGUGACCUCAUAUUGAGGAAUGUGAAGCUGCACUUCCUUCCCCCGAAUACGACAGCGCACAUACAACCCAUGGAUGCAGGAAUCAUCAAAGCGUUCAAAGCCCACUACAGACGACAGCUUGUGGCCCAUUACAUCGACUGUGCUGAGAAGAACAAGGAACAAACUGUGGACCUACGACAAGCCCUACAUAUGGUGAAGAUGGCCUGGGAUUGUGUUUCGACAAAAACCAUCACUAACUGUUACAGACAUGUGCAAAUUCUACCAGAAGCAGAGGAUGCUCAAUUCGACGAAGAUGACCUGCCACUUUCCCACCUACGCCGCCAGAAUGAAGAUGAAGAGGAUGACGAUGAUGUUCCCCUACUUCAGCUUAUGCAACAGAUGCGCCAACUUCCAUCAGCCACAGAUAUGACAGCUGAGAAAUAUGUGAACAUUGAUGCGGAAGAAGAAACAGGGCAUCACCUAACAGAUGACGACAUCCUAAUGUUAGUGUCCAGGGAAGAGGAAGUUCCGGACUGCAACAGUGACGAAGAUAAAGAGGAAGAAGAGGCCAGGGACAUCACCAUUGCUGAAGCCAAGCAGUGCAUCCAGACACUGAUCAGCUACUUUGAGCAGAAAACAACAACAACAUAG